Biomphalaria glabrata is the source of this 2577-nucleotide messenger RNA. RefSeq names its product regulator of G-protein signaling 9-binding protein-like. Lineage: Eukaryota; Metazoa; Mollusca; Gastropoda; Planorbidae. Bases 730 to 1626 code for a protein of 298 amino acids. Gene Ontology annotation, cellular component: neuron projection. The record is from RefSeq and is a predicted model, not a curated record. Gene Ontology annotation, biological process: G protein-coupled receptor signaling pathway. The transcript has 10 exons.
UCUCCCUCAGCCUCUUUGUGAGUGGUGACGUCACAUGGGGGGGUACCAUCUUAAAACAAAACAAAAAAAAAAACAAUUAAGGAAACGAUGACGAUGGUGAAAAAAAGAGGGGGCAGCGCAAUCCAUUGAACGCCGCACCAUGGCGCAAGAGCCCCCCACCGUGACGCUCUCUCUCUUAUAGCAGGCAUGUUGGCAUCAAAUUAGUACAAGAUAUUGGCACACACGUGCGCUGCCAAGUGUAACUCUUCCCUGCGACCGACUUGUGGAGAGCUAAUGUGUUUUUAUGUUCCCUUAAUAGCUCAACACCUUGUGUGACAGGUAGAGAAGGAGCAGAUAGUGCACUGGAUAGUUCACUAGAUAGUUCACUGGAUAGUUCACUGGAUAGUUCACUGGAUUACUUUCUGGUUACUGGAGAAUUAGGAACAGAGCAUCGGAUUUCCUCGCUUAACAUUUUGAAGCCACAGAAACAGGUCACAACGUUGUUUGGCAUUGUUACUAUAGCAGCAUUAGUUUGGGAUUUACAUCUAUCUCUAUAGGUUGGCGUAACAAAUUCUCUCACUCUUCCAAAAUCAGAAGCUAUCCUAAGCAUAUAUCAAGACAAGGCUUGUUAAUUCUUAAAGAAACCUGAGUCCUAUCGCACAAACUUGCUGUUUCAAUAUAGAACACAGGGUUUUGAAUGAAAGAUGAAGUCCCGUUUUCCGUGCUGGUCCUCUGGUUCCUGAUGAUAUCAUGGUGCCCUCGGACCACACAGAGACUAUAGAGCACCAUCCGCACACUACCACCUUCAGCGGAGGUAACCAAAACAGCCAUUCCACGGGAGGACACGCCGGCAGCACCACAGGACAACGCCACCAAGAUGGCAGCGAGAACGACCCGAAAGGGCCGGCCACAAAGCAAGAGUGUACUAAGCUUGUCAACAGCCUGAGUAAAGAGGUGGCCGUGUACUGUUUCAUGAGCAUGGGUCUCGGGGCCGUCUGCGACUCGUACGCCUUGAGGGACGAGCUGAAAUGUCUGGGCGUCAAAGUCUUUGACCUGGUUCAACUAUGCAAACGUCGGCUGAUGCCACUACUCCUGAGCAAACGAUCAAAAGAGGAGGAGCGGGAAGACCUGGAACGCUUGUACCGCAUCUUUGUAGCCUGCUUGGAGAUGCUUCAGGCGGAGUUUGUCAGAUCUAUGAUGCUCCAAUCUGUGUUUCCUCUCUGGGACUCCAACACAGCACUCAUCCAGACGGGGGUCAGCGAAUGCUAUGUCCACAAGAAAUGUGCCUCGGCGACAGACUCACACGAGCAUGCUAUUCCAGACAGAAAGAUGGCUGACCAAGAAGAGUUUACGACACUAGAACGUAAAGUAGCCACUCUCCAAGAGAUGUGUUAUGCAACAAGUCAGAUGAUGGAUGUUAAUCCGUGGGACUACAAACCAGACACUGAUCACACAAAAAUAGAUUUAGAAACAUCCGAUCCAGAACAAGAUGUGCCAAGCCGAUCAGAAACACAUGUGAAUACCAGGAGCCCUAGACACCGGAAGUGUAUAUGGAUUACAGUGCUAGUGUUUGGCACUGUGAUAGUGAUAGCUGGAGUGCUCGGCCUUGCCUUGGCGCUAACCAAAAACGAAGCAACCCAAAACUGAGCGAUGAAUUAAUGAGACAUUUUUUUUUAAAAACAAUUCAUGUAAUUAUACUGGGUGUAACAACUUCCAUCAUUCAUCUUCCUUUCGUCCGUUCAUUCGGUGGAUAAUCAACUAGUGACUUACAGCCUACACAAUGGGCUACUACUGAUCACGCAUUUAAUCAUUGAAGAUUUUCAAAUAACUCUCUGGCAAUGGAGGAGCAAAGAGUUUUAAGCAAACGUGCAUGCCUUUUUAGUUCAGUUCACAAGACAGUAGCAUUUCUGAUUGAAGCUUUCAAAAACAGUGUGUAGAAGACGUCUAGAGUGCUUGUCAAAGCAAGACGUUUUUGUAGGUCAUGUGACUAAAUCAUUUCAUUAAUAGCUUCGACAUUAACUUUGUGUUCUGUGUUUUAUUAACUGAUGCAAUUUUUUUUUUUAACACAGCGCGUUACAUGCUACUACAACCUAGAAAGUGGGCUCUGGUUUGAACUUAUUUCUGGACAUAUGUGUAGAAGUGUCUGUGCUGCCUGGUAACGCGGCUAGAAAUAAUUUCCAAUUGAAAAUAUGACUAGCUCCAAUUUGGAUUGGAACUCGAGACCUUCACUUUGGCAGCACAGCGAGUAAUUGAUCUUUCCAGCACUUUUGUCCAAUGUUUUUUUUUUUUUUUUUUUGUUUAACACAUUUUUGUUUUUUUUCUAAUCUCUGUUACAAUAAAAACAAAAAAGAAACCUCUACCGCUUGUUCAUUUAAAUUAGAUUUUGUUACCUCCCUUCCCAAGCUCGUCGUGUAUGAGUUAUCUGGAGUUUCAGAGAGUUCCUGGCUGAGACCUCGAAAGGAAGUUUAAUUAAUAAACACUAUUGUUCGGAAUAUUUCUCUUAAAUAAUUCUAACAAUCACCAACAAACUGUAAGACAAAAAGUGGUUUUUAUGGUGGUGUAAGUAAACAAAAAAUAAAAAGAUUUUGAUUCUCAGUU